AAGCUUCACUUUUCUUGAUUAAUUAAACCAGCCAAAAGCAUCACUCUCUCUCUCUAGCUUGAAGCAGAAGUGCACACGGAUAACUUAAAAGCCAUACAGAUUAGGUGCAUGGUUAUAGCUUCUUACCCUUCUCCACCCUGGUCUUUCCAAUCCCAUCUGCAUCUGCUUCUUGAUUACCAAGUUUAUGCCGUCUAGAAUCUGUAAAAUUAGAAGCAGUGUCAUCAAAUUAUGAAUUUGUAGCCCUUUCAACAAGAAAUACUCUAAUUCCUACUGAGACCGAGCGGAUUGAGCAAAAUGGAGAAUAGAAGGAGCAGGGAGCAGAAUAUUACUAGAGUGCUAAUUCAGGGGAUGGAGCUGGCAAAACAGUUGAGGGCACAUUUAUGUAGCACAACGGCUUCUGUUGAAACAGGUGACUUACUGGUGCAGGGGAUAUUGUCUUCAUAUGAUAGGGCUCUUUUCAUUCUGAAAUGUGGUGGGUCGAUGGGACAGACACAGAAUGUAGGAGCGACUUCUGGUGUACCUGAGUCUCCUUUGUCGAAAAAUGGAAGCCCCAAGAGUGAGGAUUUUGAUAAGGAUAACCAGGAGAGCAAGGAUGGCUCGAAGAAGAGAAAGUUAUUGCCCAGAUGGACAGAUCAUGUAAGAGUUAGCUCUGAGCGCAUGCUAGAAGGGCCCCAUGAUGACGGCUACAGCUGGAGAAAAUAUGGGCAGAAAGACAUUCUUGGAUCAAGAUAUCCUAGGAGCUACUACAGAUGCACCUUCAGACACAGUCAGAACUGCUGGGCUGCAAAGCAAGUGCAGAGAUCAGAUGAAGAUCCCACCGUAUUUGAGAUCACAUACAGAGGGCAACACACAUGUAGCCUUGGCAACCAGGCAGUUCCACCACCUGCAUCACCAGAAAAACAAGAGCAGAAUCUAAACAACCAUGAUAAUAUCAACAACAAUAAUCAACUAGAAAUGCUCUUAAAUCUUAGAAAAAAUCUAAUGGUCCAUACUGAGGGCCUGGACAACAAAGAGAUGGCACCUGGAUUCUCUUUCCCUUCAACAUCAUUGGGGUACAUGAAGAGUGGUGGUGACAUUAAUUUUUCACCUCCAGCACAAGAUAACUUCAGCAGUUUCUCACCCUCAUUUGUGAAUCCAGCAACACCAGAAUUAAACCCCUUUUCAGCUUCCCAUUCCCAAAGGAACAACUUCGGAGGUGCUUUCCAUGCACAAGGUUCUGAAUCUGAUCUCACAGGGCUGAUUUCAGCAAACACUUCGGCCACCAAUUCCCCCAUUAUAGAUUACUUGGAUUUCUCAGUUGAUCCAGUGGAAUUUGAUCCAAACUUCCCAUUUGAUACUCCAGGAUUUUUCUCCUAAUCCUGUUGUUCAUUAGAAAUACAAGUAAUGAUAGGUAGUAUUAGCAUUUAGCAUUCAGGAGAAGUUGCUAACAAAUUUCAGACUUUAUAUUAGUGGAGUGCAAUAUUGUUGGUGUUAAUGUAAGAAUUUCUUUCUACAACGAAACAUAAUGAUUGAAUCUGAAUUGCUUGACAUCCAAACUCAAACUAAAUUAUAACAGCAGUU
Molecule: messenger RNA, 1560 nt
Organism: Rubroshorea leprosula
Lineage: Eukaryota; Viridiplantae; Streptophyta; Magnoliopsida; Malvales; Dipterocarpaceae
Source: the annotation of a GenBank genome assembly